CUGUCUCGUCCGUCGACUGUUCAAAUUUUUCUCAAAGUCAAUUGUGCUGCCAUUGAUCAUUCUGUUAAUAUUUUCUGAGUAUUUUUGCUAUGAACUAGUGUUAUUUGAUCUAGGUCGGUGAAGAAAUAUGUUUGUUAUUAAAUCUCUCUACUAAAUCAUCCGUUUGGUUCCUGAUCCAAUGUCCCCUGUCGAGAUCUCUGGCGCUGAUGCCGUGGUGUCGCCUCCUAUGCGUGGAAGAGUUCCACUUCCACCACCGCCUCCUCCUCCUCCUCCUCCUAUGCGAAGAAGAGCACCACUGCCGCCACCUCCUCCUCCUCCUAUGCGUAGAAGAGCACCACUGCCGCCACCUCCUCCUCCUGCUAUGCGUAGAAGAGUACUACCACGUCCACCUCCACCUCCACCUCCACUUCCGAUGUUUGAUGCAGAAGUUCUGUGUUGUUGUUAUCCACCUACUCGUGUGCGUAGAGAAGCGCCACUGCCACCACCUCCUCUGAUAUUUGUAGGAGCCCCACCUCCAACUUGUGCACUUAAGGGUAUAGUGUGUUGUUUUCCAUGUCCAUCUAAAAAGAAGUCCUCCCUGAAGCGAUUUAACUGGGUUAAAAUAACAAGGGCUUUGCCGGGGAGCUUAUGGGAUGAGUUACAGAUACAACAAGUAUGCCACGGCGAUAUCGAGGAUGAACAGAUUCUCUGUGCAAUAGAACUUGAUGUAUCAGAAAUAGAGACCUUUUUCUCUCUUGGGGCAGCAAAACCUGAAAAAGAUCCACUGAUUGACCUUAGGAGAGCCACUGACACGGAACUUACGCUAAUGUUAUUAAAUAUUCGGCUGCCUGCAGAUAUGAUGGCUGCAAUCAUGGCAAUGGAUGAGUCUGUGCUAGAUGAUGAUGAAAUAAGGGGUCUUAUAAACCUUUUCCCAACCAAGGAGAAUAUGGAGCUUCUUAUGAGCUACACUGGUGGCAAGUGGACCUUGGAAAAGUGGGAGCAGUACUUCCAAGAGCUAAGGAAGGUGCUACGAGUAGAAUCAAAGCUGAGAGUAUUUUACUUCAAGAUUCAAUUUAGCACUAAGAUAACACAAUUCAAAAAAAGGUUAAAUGUGGUCAAUUCUGCGUGUGAGGAGGUCUGUUCUUCACAAAAGCUAAAAGAAAUUAUGAAAAAGAUUACUUGCCUGGGGAACACAUCGAACCAAGGAACUGGCAGGGGCGUUACAGUGGGAUUCAACUUGGACAGUUUAUGUGUUAAAAGCAUGCAUAAUUUUUGCAAGGUCCUUGCUUCGGAGGCAUCAGAUCUUCUGGACGUCCAUAAGGAUCUUCAAAGUCUUGAAUCAGCUUCAAAGAAACAAUUGAAGUCUCUGGCUGAGGAAAUGCAAGAUAUAAUCAGAGAUUUGGAAAAACUGAACCAGGAGCUUACUGCAGCCGAAACUGAUGGUCCUGAUUCUCAAGUAUUUCGUAAUACAUUGAAGGACUUCAUUUCCAUUGCUGAGACUGAAGUGAAAACCGUAUUGAGUCUUUACUCUGUCGUGGGAAAAAAUGCUGUUGCACUUGUCAACUAUUUUGGCGAGGAUCCUAAAUGGUGUCCAUUUGAACAAGUUACUGCGACCCUCCUUCACUUUAUAAGGUUGUUUGAGAAAGCACACGAAGAGAAUGUCAAGAAAGCUGACUUGGAGAAGAAGAAAGCCGCUAACGAAACGGAAAUGAAGCAUGUGGUUCAUAAUAGCUGGCUCAACAACUUAAAUAUUAGAGCAUCCACAUUGAUCGACCAGAGGAGAGCCUUUAACACUAUGAUUAUGCUUCAGAAAGUAGAGAUGCCGCUGCCUGAUAUGAUGGCUGCAGUUCUAGGAAUGGAUGAGUCUGUACUAGAUGUUGAUCAAAUAGAGAAUCUUAUAAGGUUUUGCCCAACAAAGGAGGAGAUGAAGCUUCUUAAGAACUAUACUGGUGACAAGGCAACCUUGGGAAAGUGUGAGCAGUACUUCCUAGAGCUAAUGAAGGUUCCAGGAGUAGAAUCGAAGCUGAGAGUGUUUUCCUUCAAGAUUCAUUUCGGUACUCAGAUAAAAGAACUUAAUAAAGGUUUAAAUACCGUAAAUUCUGCAUGUGAGGAGAUACGUACUUCACAAAAGCUAAAAGAGAUUAUGAAAAUUAUUCUCUGCCUGGGGAACAUAUUGAACCAAGGAACUGCCAGGGGCAGUGCAGUGGGAUUCAAGUUGGACAGUUUAUUGAAUUUAAGCGAAAAAUGUUCUGCUAACACCAACAUGACUCUCAUGCAUUAUCUUUGCAAGGUCCUUGCUUCCAAGGCAUCAGAUCUACUGGACUUCCAUAAGGAUCUUGAAAAUCUCGAAUCAGCUUCAAAGAUACAUUUGAAGUCGUUGGCUGAGGAAAUGGUAGCUAUAACCAAAGGACUCCAAAAACUGAACCAGGAGCUUACCGCAUCCGAAAGUGACGGUCCUAUUUCUGAAGUUUUCCGUAAAUUAUUGAAGGACUUCAUAUCCGUUGCUGAAACUCAAGUAGCAACUGUAUCGAGUCUUUACUCCUCAGUGGGAGGAAACACUGAUGCACUUGUACACUAUUUUGGCGAGGAUCCGAACGAUUAUCCAUUUGAACAAGUUACCGCGACCCUCUUGAGUUUUGUAAGGUUGUUUACGACAGCAGCACACCAAGAGAAUGUCAAACAAGCGGAGUUGGAGAAGAAGAAAGCUGCAAAGGAAGCAGAAAUGGAGAAGACGAAGAAACGAGUCAGUCUCACUAAUAAAAAAGCAAGCGGAGUUGGAGAAGAAGAAAGUUGCCUUAUAUAACUGACCAUAGUGUGGUAACUCAGAUAUUUUGUGUUGAUUUAAACAAGCGAUGGAAAUAUUUUCACUGUUUGGUGUUGUUAAUAUGUGUGUGGUUACAACCACGUUUUUUUUUUACGAUCAACUUGUGCUUUUUCCCAUCUGUCGAAACACGUUAUUAUUGAUUUUUAGUAAUCCCCAAUUGCAAUU
This is a messenger RNA of Arabidopsis thaliana (thale cress), 2968 nucleotides long. RefSeq names its product formin homology 2 domain-containing protein / FH2 domain-containing protein. Lineage: Eukaryota; Viridiplantae; Streptophyta; Magnoliopsida; Brassicales; Brassicaceae. Bases 179 to 2782 code for a protein of 867 amino acids. The transcript is spliced from 26 exons. The record is from RefSeq and is marked reviewed.